AUGUCCGCCGGGAAUGAUGACAUUGCCAAUACUUAUCCUUUUAGGAGUGUCCGCUACAACAUUUCCUUAUACUCUGCUCAUUUUCCUAUGGGAUGGUGCGAGGAAGAUCGGAGUGACGAGUAUGCCGCCGGUCGGAUCCGUGCUGGCACAGAGGACAAUCGGUGGAAGCUUGAGGUGGGAGUGCUCAGAGCCAGUAAGCCAAGCGGCUCAGCUCUUCAGCUCUUCAGCUCUUCAGCUCUUCAGCUCUCUGCCAAGCUCAAGGACCAUAGUGCACAGAUCCCUGGUGUCAGAGUCACUAAUCUAUCAGGAUUCGAGGUCGAAAACAAGGGAUGCUAUGGCACAGGGAAUAUAGAAUUGAGCGUACUGUGCAAUCGUCUGGAUGACCUCGAAACUUGCAAGGACGACACCAAGUUUUUGUUCUGGGACAGCUAA
This is a messenger RNA of Punica granatum (pomegranate), 432 nucleotides long. The record is from RefSeq and is a predicted model, not a curated record. Lineage: Eukaryota; Viridiplantae; Streptophyta; Magnoliopsida; Myrtales; Lythraceae.